Messenger RNA from Xenopus laevis (African clawed frog), 2465 nucleotides. It is a transcript of the gene nck1.L, whose product is annotated as NCK adaptor protein 1 L homeolog. Lineage: Eukaryota; Metazoa; Chordata; Amphibia; Anura; Pipidae. Gene Ontology annotation, cellular component: endoplasmic reticulum; cytoplasm; cytosol. Gene Ontology annotation, molecular function: signaling adaptor activity; receptor tyrosine kinase binding; ephrin receptor binding. Bases 229 to 1362 code for a protein of 377 amino acids. The transcript has 5 exons. Gene Ontology annotation, biological process: ephrin receptor signaling pathway; regulation of transcription by RNA polymerase II; cell migration. The record is from RefSeq and is a predicted model, not a curated record.
GUGACCAGGGCUGGUAGGCGGAGCUAGGUGGUUUCUGAUGCCUGGCCGGAGAGGUGGAAGCUCGAGGCGGUUGGAAUCUCUGUGAGGACCGUGUGGCUGAGAUCUGUGCUGGGGCUCAUGGUGGCAGGCUCUGGACGCGCGCUUUCUAUACCCUGCUGCGCUGCUUCUCUCAGAUGGAUUUCUUUCCCAUGAAGAAGUGAGUUGGAUAAGGAUCAACACUAUUAGAAGAUGACAACGGAAGAGGUGAUUGUAGUGGCCAAGUUUGAUUAUGUGGCUCAGCAGGAUCAAGAAUUGGACAUAAAGAAGAAUGAGCGUCUGUGGCUUCUGGAUGACUCAAAAUCCUGGUGGCGUGUCCGCAACUCUACAAACAAAACAGGAUUUGUGCCUUCAAAUUAUGUGGAAAGGAAGAACAGUGCACGGAAAGCAUCCAUUGUUAAAAAUCUGAAGGACACAUUAGGUAUUGGAAAAGUAAAGCGCAAACCAAGCAUGCCUGACUCUGCUUCUACAGCAGAUGAUGGUUUGCCAGAUGCUGAAAGGUUGUAUGACCUGAACAUGCCAGCUUAUGUUAAAUUUACAUACGCUGCAGAAAGGGAGGACGAGCUUUCCCUGGUGAAGGGCACCAAGGUCAUUGUUAUGGAAAAGUGCAGUGACGGCUGGUGGCGGGGGAGCUACAAUGGACGAGUAGGAUGGUUUCCUUCAAACUACGUUACAGAAGAGAACGACAGCCCUUCCGGAGACCAAGUUGGCUCAUUGACUGAGAAACUGGCUGCUGUAGUCAACAAUCUUAACAAUGGUCGAUCGCUUCAUGUAGUCCAGGCUUUAUACCCAUUUAGCUCCUCUAAUGAGGAAGAGCUCAACUUUGAGAAAGGAGAAGUCAUGGAUGUGAUCGAGAAGCCAGAAAAUGACCCAGAGUGGUGGAAAUGUCAGAAGAGUAAUGGUCUUGUGGGUUUGGUACCAAAGAACUAUGUUACUAUCAUGCAAAACAUACAGCCUACUCCAAGUUUUGAGCCUGUACCACCACGUUGUGACUACAUUGGACCGUCUGCAUCUGGGAGGUUUGCAGGGAAUCAAUGGUAUUAUGGAAAGGUGACGAGGCAUCAAGCAGAAAUGGCUCUCAACGAACGAGGAAAUGAAGGAGAUUUCCUUAUAAGGGACAGUGAAUCUUCACCAAAUGACUUUUCUGUUUCACUGAAAGCCCAAGGGAAAAACAAGCAUUUCAAGGUCUGCAUGAAAGACUGUAUGUACUGCAUUGGCCAGCGCAAGUUUUCCACCAUGGAAGAGUUGGUAGAACAUUACAAAAAGGCCCCAAUUUUUACCAGUGAGCAAGGGGAAAAACUCUAUCUAAUCAAGCCCCUGUCAUGAGGAUGCACCACGGAAACCGGACUUCCAAACAAACCAAUUUUGGUGUGUUCUCUGAAAAACCUAGAAAAUAUGAAAGGACCAAAGGCUUCACCGGGCCCGGCUGUUAAGAACACCUUCUAUAUUCUUAACUGCCAUGUGGUAGUUCACCAUUAUGAAUCGGAUUAUACGUUAUUACUGAUUGUUUUCUCACUCUUUUUACCCUUGUUACUGCAACAUUAUACAGACUGGUUGCCAAAUUGUAUAACUUUCUCUGCACUCGGAGAUAUGGCUGUAAUUUACUGAGACGGAGCCCUUCACCUUGAUACAUUUCUACAUAUCACUUAUCUACAAGCUGCUUUAUGUGUUUAUUUGUUGUUCUUUAUUCUCUCUUGAACUAUUCAUUUAAAAAGCAGUCGGCCUGGACAUUCCUCCACGAAAUUGGUUCCAAUGCUUCUUCGUGAUACUUCGUAUUUAUUUGUUUACAAACCGUGAUCAUCUUUUUAGGUAUAUUGCUGGUUGAGAUGGCUUUUUAAUGCGGCAAAGUCCAGAUUCUUGAUUAUUAUUAGUGUGCGUGCGCGAAAGUGUGAGUCUCAAGGCUAAGGAUGGUGAUUAUACGUGCGCAACAUGUUCUAUAAAACAAGAUCUUGAUGCAUUGGUUUCUCUGAUGUACAAUAUUCUCAGCCAAGGUUGUCCAUCUUGAGGGCCAUUAUCAAGGGCAAUGAACAAGGAAAUUCAGGAUGAUAUACGAAAUAACCCUUUAUCUGAUGUUAGCCGUAACCCCCUAGCACUGCAGUAUAGGCUGUAUUAGACCAGCGAGAGCUGCAGGAACACUGUCUGAACAUCCCUGACAAAAGUAACAACAAUAAUACAGUAUAACAAUCACCUGUACCUAUACAAGGGCAUUCUCUGGCCAAAAAUUUCUGAAGGCCGGGGCAAAUGCUCUCUUUAGCUGGAAGGCCUGGUUCUCAUCGUUUUAUAUAUUAUAGAACAUCUGCAUUUUAAUGAGCAUUCGGGAGUAAAAACAAGAAAGGGGAGGGGCCGUUUUCUACAUGAUUAACACUUAAAGUGAUUUGGACCCAAUCUGGGUUUCUUUAUAGUACAAUGUCUGCAUCAUUUUAAAAACA